AUGAAGAUAUCUUGUAAUAAGAGUAACCCUCCACUAGGAGGUCUGCUGGCUGCCGAGCUUUAUAGAUCGUCCGGAAAGAACUUAGAAAUUAUUUGGGGCAAUGAAUCCAAAGUUAUACUUCCCAAUACCUCUAAAGCGGUUCCAUAUGGGACUAGCAAUGAUUUGAUAAGGAUUCUUGAGAACGAGUUUAAUAAGAGCGCUGGACCACUUCAAAAAGUUACAAUGAACCAUUGGCUUUCAUUUAGUCUUGUACUAAACGAAGACAUUUUGCAAUCAGUAGAAUAUCUGGAUAAAAUUUUAGGGCCCUUGACUUACCUUGUUGGAGAAACUAUGUCAGUUUCUGAUUUAGCUGUGUUCAGUGUUUUAUAUGUUUCCAGCAAAUUUAAAGAGGUAUCUGCAAAAUCUCCUCUUACAAAUAUCCAACGAUGGAUGAAACUAAUUCAAGCCCAAGAACCAGUUUUAAAAACACUCAAAGAAAUACCAGACGGUAUUUUGGAUAAUAUCUGUAAGGCUUCUUCAAGGAGAUCUCCAUCAACAAACAAGGAGGCUGGAUCUGGUCGCCCAGCUGAGGGCAAGUAUAUAGAAUUACCUCAUGCUGAGAUGGGCAAGGUUGUCGUGCGUUUCCCGCCUGAAGCUUCCGGAUAUCUCCACAUUGGUCAUGCUAAAGCAGCUUUGUUAAAUCAAUACUACCAGCAAGCUUUUGAAGGAAAACUAGUUAUGAGAUUUGAUGACACUAAUCCUGCUAAAGAAAAUGCUGAAUUUGAAAAGGUGAUUUUAGAGGAUGUCGAAAUGCUAGAAAUUAAACCAGAUAUGUUCACCCACACAUCCCAGUACUUUGACAUGAUGAUGGAUUAUUGUGAAAAGCUUAUUAAAGAGGGCAAGGCCUUUGUUGAUGACACUCCAGCUGAGCAGAUGAAAAAUGAGAGAGAGCAGAAGGUUGAGAGCAAGAAUAGGAAUAAUUCUGUUGAGAAGAAUCUGACACUAUGGGAAGAAAUGAAGAAAGCUAGCUCUGUGGGUAUCCAAUGUUGCGUGCGGGCCAAGAUUGAUAUGCAGUCAACAAAUGGUUGUUUACGUGAUCCCACCAUCUACCGGUGCAAGCCGGAAACCCAUCCGCGAACAGGCACGCAAUAUAAAGUUUACCCUACCUACGACUUCGCUUGUCCAAUAGUGGACUCCGUCGAAGGCGUAACUCAUGUGCUGCGCACCAUGGAGUACCACGACCGGGACCCUCAAUUCUAUUGGUUCAUUGACGCCCUGGGCCUGAGGAAGCCGUACAUAUGGGAAUACAGCAGAUUGAGCAUGACUAACACAGUGUUGUCCAAGCGUAAACUCACCUGGUUCGUCGAGGAAGGACUGGUUGACGGAUGGGACGACCCGCGAAUGCCCACCGUGCGUGGGGUGCUGAGGCGCGGGAUGACCGUGGAGGCGCUGCGCCAGUUCAUCCGCGCGCAGGGCUCCAGCCGCUCCGUGGUCUUCAUGGAGUGGGACAAGAUCUGGGCCAUCAACAAGAAGGUCAUAGACCCUAUAGCGCCGCGUUACACCGCCCUGGAACCGAACCCGGUGCCGGUGAACCUGAGGGGUGUGACUUCGGACAGCACCCUCGAGGUGGCGCUGCACCCUAAGAAUCCGGACGUCGGCACCAAGAUAGUGUGGGUCUCCCCGCGGCUGCUCGUCGACCAAGUGGACGCCGCCGCCCUCAAGGAGGGGGAGAACGCAACAUUCAUCAACUACGGAAACGUGAUGAUCGAUAAAAUUCACAAGGCACCUGAUGGCUCUGUAGCCAGCGUCGACGCCACUCCGAAUCUGGAAAACAAGGAUUACAAGAAGACCUUGAAGCUGACCUGGUUGGCGGACACCCCACAGUCCCCCACCGUGGAGACCUAUUGCGUGUUCUUCGACCACAUCAUAUCGAAGCCAGUGCUCGGAAAGGACGAGGACUUUAAAAAGUACAUUGGCCAUCAAACGAGGUGGGAGCGGCUGAUGUUGGGCGAGCCGGCGCUGGAGCGGGUGCGCGCCGGCGACUUGUUGCAGCUGCAGCGGCGCGGCUUCUUCCGCGCUGACGUGGCCGCAGCGGCGCCCUCGGCCCACACCGGCCGCGCUACGCCGCUCGUGCUCUUCCACGUGCCCGACGGCCACAGCAAGGAAAUGCCCGGCCAGCCAAAAUCUGUGCAGACGACACAGGCGAAGCAAGCUGCGCCAACCGCUGAGGCGGCAGGGGACGCGGCCAAAUUGAACGAGGAAGUCGCUAAGCAGGGUGAGCUGGUGCGCUCCCUGAAGGCCGCAAAGGCGGACAAAGCGAAGGUGGACCAAGCAGUGAAGGUCCUGCUGGAUUUGAAAGCCAAAUACAAGGAGGCCACGGGACAGGAUUGGAAGCCAGGUGCGGCUCCCGCUGUGGCCACGUUGCCAGCCGGUGACGCCUCGACCCUCGACCAGGCGAUCACGAAGCAGGGUGACCUGGUGCGAUCGCUGAAGACCACCAAAGCGGACAAGGCCAAAGUGGACGAGGCGGUCAAGGUCUUAUUGGACCUCAAAGCCAAGUACAAGGCGACCACCGGACAGGAUUGGAAGCCGGGUGCGGCGCCAGCACCAGCCAAGCCGCCGGCCGGUGACGCCUCAACCCUGGACCAGGAGGUCGCGAAGCAAGGCGACCUGGUGCGAUCGCUCAAGGCGUCCAAAGCGGACAAGGCCAAAGUGGACGAGGCCGUCAAGGUCUUACUGGACCUCAAAGCCAAGUACAAGGCGGCCACUGGACAGGAGUGGAAACCUAGUUCGGUGUCAGCCCCAAGUCAGACUGGUGACGCGUCUACCCUCGACCAGGAGAUCACGAAGCAGGGCGACCUCGUCCGUUCCCUCAAGUCCAGCAAAGCGGACAAGGCGAAGAUCGACGAAGCAGUCAAGACCUUACUAGAUCUAAAGUCUAAAUACAAAGCUGCUACCGGAAAGGACUGGAAGCCGACACCGCAGAGUCCCGCGCCAGCUCCUCAACCGGCCGACAACGCGGAGGUGGACGCCCUCUCGCUGGCCAUCGCCGCCCAGGGCGACAAGGUGCGACAGCUCAAAGGCGCGAAAGCCGACAAGUCCGUCGUCGACGUCGAGGUGAAGAAACUCUUGAACCUGAAGGCCCAGUACAAAUCCAUCACCGGCGCGGACUGGACUCCGAGCGCUGCGAACAAGGACUCCAAAAAGGGCGAAACGAAGGUGGAAAGCAAGGCUGCGCCAGACGUACAAAUGGACAAGGCAACCGCUCUCGCGUCUGACAUCACUAAGCAGGGCGACCGAGUCAGAGAGCUCAAGUCGAGUAAAGCUGAUAAGGGCGUGAUCGACGCGGAGGUGAAGAAGCUUCUGGAGCUGAAGGCCCGGUACCAGGCGGAGACUGGUACGCCGUUCGCCGCCCCCGCCCCCGCACCGCGCAAGGACAAGAAGGACAAGCCCAAGGAGCCCAAGAAGGAGCCCAAACAGAAGGAACCGUCGCCAAAGCCCGCCAAAGAGGAUGCUGCGUCAGGAGUGAAGAAGAUAACGAGGCUCGGUCUGGAAGCGAGCAAGGAAACCGACUUGCCCGAGUGGUACUCUCAGGUCAUCACAAAGUCCGAGAUGAUCGACUACUACGACAUCUCCGGCUGCUACAUCCUUCGCCCGUGGUCGUACAGCAUAUGGGACCUGAUCAGGAGCUUCCUCAGCCCGCAGCUGAGGACGCUCGGCGUCAAGGACGGUUACUUCCCGAUAUUCGUGUCCAAAGCGGCGCUGGAGCGCGAGAAGACGCACAUCGCGGACUUCGCGCCCGAGGUGGCGUGGGUGACGCACUCGGGCGGCUCCGAGCUGGCCGAGCACAUCGCCGUGCGGCCCACCUCGGAGACCGCCAUGUACCCGGCCUACGCGCGCUGGAUACAGAGCCACCGCGACCUGCCCUACCGGCUCAACCAGUGGAACAACGUCGUGAGAUGGGAGUUUAAGCAGCCCCAGCCGUUCCUGCGCACGCGCGAGUUCCUGUGGCAGGAGGGGCACACCGCAUUCCGCACCGCGGAGGAAGCCGGCGAAGAGGUCCUGCAAAUAUUAGACCUCUACGCGCGGGUGUACGAAGAGCUGCUGGCCAUACCCGUGAUAAAGGGCCGCAAGACGGAGAAGGAGAAGUUCGCGGGAGCCGAUUACACUACCACCGUGGAGGCAUACGUGCCGGCCAGCGGGCGCGGCAUUCAGGGAGCCACCAGUCACCACCUGGGGCAGAACUUCUCGAAGAUGUUCGAAAUCGUUUACGACGAUCCGGACACGCAGGAGAAGAAAUACGUGUACCAGAACUCGUGGGGAAUCACCACCAGGACUAUAGGAGUAAUGAUAUUGGUGCACGGUGAUGACAGAGGCUUAGUGUUGCCACCGCGAAUUGCCGAAAUACAGGCAAUAGUUGUUCCGUGUGGCAUCACCGCCUCCAGCACGCCCGAGGAGCGGAAGAACUUGAUAGACUCUUGCAAGCAGCUCGUUGACGACCUUGUGAGGUCCGGUAUAAGGGCUGAAGGAGAUUACAGGGACAACUAUUCCCCCGGAUGGAAGUUCAAUCACUGGGAACUAAAGGGUGUCCCAAUACGCGUCGAGCUCGGUCCGAAAGAUAUGGCCAAGGGCGAAGUGGUGGCUGUUCGGCGACUUACGGGCGACAAGCUUACAAUCAAAAGGGAGGCUGUGGCAGCAGAACUCACCGUUUUACUCGAGAAGACCCACAAUGAUAUGUUUGAAAGGGCAACAAAAGAAAGAGAUGCAAGGUUAUCAUUUGUCACCAAAUGGGAAGAUUUUGUUGCUGCAUUGGACCAGAAGCACAUACUGCUUGCACCAUUUUGUGGUGACAUACCAUGUGAAGAUCGCAUUAAAGGAGACAGUGCAAAGACAGAUGAUGAUCCCACUGCAGAGGUCAAGGGACCGGCAAUGGGUGCUAAGUCACUGUGCAUACCAUUCAAGCAACCGAAGGAGAUUACUGACACAGAUCAAUGUAUACAUCCUUCAUGCAAAAACAAGCCAAAAUUUAUAACAUUGUUCGGACGGAGCUAU
Messenger RNA from Iphiclides podalirius (scarce swallowtail), 5031 nucleotides. The record is from the annotation of a GenBank genome assembly. NCBI's taxonomy places the organism in Eukaryota, Metazoa, Arthropoda, Insecta, Lepidoptera, Papilionidae.